CCAGAGAGCUGUGGUAUUCAUCCAUUCAUCUCUCUUCUUGUCUCUCGGCCACAGGCAGGAUUCAGGUCCAGUCAGGAUGGCAGAGAAAAAGAUGUCGACGAGCAGGAGGAAUCACCUCAAGAGCUUGUUGCUGCAGAUCGGUGAGGCGAUGCUGGAGGAGGAGGCCCGGGAGGCCGAGAAAGAGAAGAUGAAGCACAUGGAGGAGAGCUGCCCGGCCAUCACCAUCCCAGGCUGCAUGCAGGAGCUCCAGGAGCUGUGCCGGAAACUUCAUAAGCAGAUUGAUUUGGUGGAUGAGGAGCGAUAUGACUUGGAGAUCAAAAUGAAAAAGUCCAACAAGGAGAUCGACGACCUGAAGCUGAUGGUUCAGGAUCUGAAGGGGAAGUUUAAAAAACCUGCCCUGAAGAAGGUGCGGAUGUCGGCCGAUGCCAUGCUGGCCGCUCUGCUGGGCUCCAAACAUAAAGUGUCCAUGGACCUGAGAGCCAACCUGAAGCAGGUCAAGAAGGAGGUGAAAGAGGAGGAGAAACAAACAGGUGACUGGAGGAAGAACAUUGAAGACAAGGCCGGAAUGGACGGCAGGAAGAAGAUGUUUGAGACAGAAGCUUGAACGUCAGUGUGUUGUUCUGUUUUCAGUUUUAACGUCUGCAUCAUUCAUUUCUGUGUUUUAUGUGA
This is a messenger RNA of Toxotes jaculatrix (banded archerfish), 669 nucleotides long. Its product is annotated as troponin I, fast skeletal muscle-like. NCBI's taxonomy places the organism in Eukaryota, Metazoa, Chordata, Actinopteri, Toxotidae. Gene Ontology annotation, biological process: muscle contraction. Bases 77 to 604 code for a protein of 175 amino acids. The record is from RefSeq and is a predicted model, not a curated record. Gene Ontology annotation, cellular component: troponin complex. The transcript has 6 exons.